Protopterus annectens (West African lungfish) is the source of this 3994-nucleotide messenger RNA. RefSeq names its product caspase 2 (gene CASP2). The record is from RefSeq and is a predicted model, not a curated record. The transcript has 11 exons. Gene Ontology annotation, biological process: regulation of apoptotic process; proteolysis. NCBI's taxonomy places the organism in Eukaryota, Metazoa, Chordata, Ceratodontiformes, Protopteridae. Bases 258 to 1547 code for a protein of 429 amino acids. Gene Ontology annotation, molecular function: cysteine-type endopeptidase activity.
UCUAUCAAAGUAUCGCGGUAAUUUGCACUACAAAGCUAGUGUUUCUUACUUCUGUUGGGAAUAUAGUGUGCAAAUAUUAGUUAUUUUUUGUUGUUUUUCUUCGUAUGUGUUCUCCUUCCUGCUUUUUGCGUUGUAUUUAAUAUGCCAGUUUAUGGAAAUUGUGUGAAUAAGCAUCGAGGAGCGGGGUAGUCUGAUGCAUGUUUCAGCUUUGCUGGUGGUUAAGUUGAGUUAACUUGUGCCCUGCCCACUCUCUCAGUAUGGUGGGCCAGUGUGGGAUGCUGAAAGAGCAUGAACAGGUGUUGAAGAAGAAUCGGAUUAUUCUGGCAAAGCAGUUGGUGCCAACAGAGCUGCUGCAGCACCUUUUGGCGGAAGAUAUCAUUACGGAAGAGAUGCUGGAGAUAAUACAGUGUAAAUCAGGGAAUUUUAACCAGAAUGUGGAGCUGUUGAACCUGCUUCCUAAACGAGGUCCUUAUGCUUUUGAUGUCUUCUGUACUGCCCUAAGAGAAACCAAGCAGGAACACUUGGAGAGGAUGCUUAGGCUGAGGAUACCAGUCCAGGAAACGAACAUGCCAAAGACUAUUCCUGACUUUGAGCCAAGCUUGCCUGUUGCAACUAAAAUUAGUGAUUCAUUUAGUCCUCCUAAGAAGCCACGUCGAACAGAGCCAAUGGAAUGUUCUUUAGAUGAUGGGGAUGGAUCACCUAAUCUCUCUAUUCAGCCGUGCACCAUCGACUUCUAUAAUAAACAUGGUCAUAUGGCAUAUCAGAUGCAGUCAUCCCCUCGUGGUCUUGCCAUUGUGAUCAGCAAUGUGAAAUUUGAAGGGAAUCGAGACUUAGAAGAUCGCUCUGGAGGGAAUGUUGACUAUGAGGCAUUAAAUACGCUGUUUGUUAAUUUUGGUUACACGGUUAAAAUUCUGCACAAUUUAAAAGCUUUGGAUAUGCAGAAUCAGCUAGAAGAGUUUUCCAGACUACCAGACCAUCGUCUCCUAGACUCCUGCAUAGUGUCCUUGCUUUCCCAUGGAGUAGAUGGGGCCAUCUAUGGAGUGGAUGGUAAACUUCUGCAACUGCAAGAUGUUUUCUCCAUCUUUGACAAUGCCAAAUGUCCAAACUUGCAGAACAAACCUAAAAUGUUCUUCAUUCAGGCAUGUAGAGGAGAAGAAACAGACCGAGGUGUUGAUCAGCUGGAUGGCAAGGAGCGUUCCGAAUCACCAGGGUGUGAGCAGAGUGAUGCAGGCAAGGAAGAACAGCUGAAAGUUCGACUACCCACACGCUCAGACAUGAUCUGUGGCUAUGCCUGUCUGAAAGGGACUGCAGCUAUGAGGAACACCAAACGAGGCUCGUGGUUUGUGGAGGCAGUGACUUCAGUAUUCACGGAGCAUGCUAAGGAUACCCACGUGGCUGAUAUGUUGGUCAAGGUGAAUGCUGUCAUUAAAGAACGUGAAGGUUAUGCACCAGGAACAGAGUUUCACCGUUGUAAGGAAAUGUCAGAGUAUUGUAGCACGUUGUGCAAGGACCUGUACCUGUUCCCUGGUAUUUACCCACACAAGUAAUGGAUGUUGCCCAGAGCAAAACCGUGGCAGUAUUGCCUGCUCACCAGCAUUUCUGUUUCAUUUCUACUGAAACUGUUCAUGUAUCUUAAUUCACUAAUCUUUGGUGACUCUGUUUGGAAUUGUGAGGCAUAGGAGGAAGCAUUUUAUAUUGUCUUGAGUUUUUUUAAAUUCUUAGAAUAUUUUUAGUAACUGUUAAACUCCCAGAAGGACUAUUGUAAAGUAUUGAUUGUGGCAGACAGCAAAGACCAUGACUUUUUGUUGUAAGUAUUUAUAAACAGAACCUCUUUGCUGUGCAAGGUAUCAGUUAUUUUUUUACAUAUAUAUCUUUCUAAACAGUUGUACCUACACCUCAUGUUACAGAAAUAGUAGGCAUGAUUGUAAUAGUAAGUAUUCUUUACAGAACAAAAAGUGGCCACAUCACUUCGCUUGUGAUAUGUGGGGCAACUUUCUGUGGAACAGACCAAAUUGCAGAUGUAAAAUAAUUAUUUUUUACUAUUGUAUUCUGAUUAUUUUAACGGUCUCUCAGAAUUACUCUGUACUGUACAUCUUUUCUGUUGAGAGAGAGGCCUAGACCAACAUUCCCAGCACAUGUCUUUCAGUGAUUUGCGCAUUUAGCUGUCCUGCCAUCCAGCAGCAUAUGGGGCAUACAGUGUAGUAAUAGUGUUCUAAAAUGAUAAAGUAUAUUGUUGUAACCAGUUCAUUCCCAUGCAGUAUACGUUGUUCUUUUAGAGCAUUGUUGAAUUCUUUGAGUGAAUCAGCUGCACAGAUAUGCUACUGUGUUUCAGUAGCCCUAGUUUCCAAGUGGUUGAAGACUAGGAUAAUACGCAAGUGUGUUAUUGCUAGCCAAGCAGUAGUGUCUCUUGCACAGUUUUUUCCACAAACAUCUCUUCAGCCACAGUGCUGCAUUUAGGUGGCAGGUUUGCAGCUUCUUGUCCACUCCAGUGGUUAAAACUGAACUGCAAUAUUUUUUCGAUAGUAACAGUUCAGGACACCAUCUUUUGUGAUAUUGUAUGUGAGAAUGGUGCUUUACAUGACUUAGUUACUCAGCACAUUUAUAUUGUAAUUUUAGCAUCUCUACUGAUUUUUGUGUAUUUAAAUCUGCUACUUUAUAACCAACUUUAGUGCAGGUUAGUGUUCUUGUAUUGUAUUUUAUAGACUGAUUUAUAUUUUGUAGGUGUUGGCACUUAGCUAUAUAAAACUGCUAUAGGGAUGUAUUUUGAUAGUGAUAAUGUGUAUAUCGCAAGUCUUGCUUCAAGAUGUCUUUGGAUAUUUUUUGACAGUUUAGUGCUUCUUUUUUUUUAAAUGCUAUGGCAGGUGGAGGGGUACCUUUGAUAUUGUACUGUAAAGUAUUUUAAAGCAUAUAACAAUUUGUACAGGAAAGUUAAUUAAUUUGUAGCAGUAUUUUCUGAUGUACCAAAGGCAUUGUGAGGAUUUGGUAUUGGCUCAUAAAACAAACGUUUAAGAAACAAAAGUUUUGCAGUGAUGUGGGAGUACGACUCUGAUUUGGAAAUAUUAAUUUGAGAAACUGCCACAAAAGGUUGGAAAUGCCUUUGUACCACUUCAGUAAUCAGUCAGUAGUAGGGUGGUAGAAGUUGGAGCAUGUUCGCAUUAGAAGUUAGAGAAGAUAACUUAAGGGAUUGGUAAAAGGCCCUACAACAGGAGGGUGAGUAUGUGCUAGGAAAAGGGAAGGAAAGUUGUCCUUAUGAUUUGAGCACAGGCAGUGAUAGGAAGGAGGUAUAUUUCUGAGUGAAUUACCUGGGAUGAGGGAGUGCUGACAUAUGGCAAGUGGCUCUGUUUCACUAUGUAUGAUAAGUAGGGUGGAAGUAGGUACAAGUUUGCUGGGUAAAUAAACAAGUAGUUAACUAAUGCCUUAGCAGCUAGAGGUAGAUCAUCGUAGUUGUCAGAAACACAAAGAACGAGCACAGAAUAAUUUUUUUUUCUCUUUCUGUAUCUGCUGACCUUGAUGCUGGCUGUGGUCACCUCACCCAUUCACCUGUACUGGGUAACAGCCAGUUGUGGUGCAGCCAUCAGGGAAUUUUGCGACAUUCCCACUUGUACUGUUUAAGUGCUCAGGAUAGGGAUGUGCACUAAGUUCAGCUUGGUACAGUAACCUGCUUUUGCAAGUGGCAUUGCCCCUCAGGCGGCUCAUCAUCGCCAGUUAAGACAACACCCACUAGUUUCAUGGUCUCCACCAGAGAAUCAGGAGAUGCACAACACACCCCCAUGCCAUUUCCAAACACAUAUUAUCUCUGUUCCACUGUGCCACAGAUCAAGAAGCAUGGAAUACUUUUAAAUCUGUGCACUGUAGGUUUCAAACACACACACUGCUUCUUUGGAGAAAAAUUAGUGAUACAAACCAUGUAAGUGGGAAAACCGUGCACCACUUCAUGGUACACACAAGUUGUCUCAGUAUAUCCAUUCAUUAUAUUUUGUGGCUAUGCAUUUAA